This is a messenger RNA of Soboliphyme baturini, 684 nucleotides long. NCBI's taxonomy places the organism in Eukaryota, Metazoa, Nematoda, Enoplea, Dioctophymatida, Soboliphymatidae. The record is from the annotation of a GenBank genome assembly.
AUGCAUUUGUCGUUGGUUCUUCUUGUCCUCGGAUGUUUGUUUGGCGAGGCGGUGCUCUACGGCAUUUCGAUCUCAAGCUUAGUGCCGCUUGGCCACGAGUGCACGAAGCCGUACGUCUGUCGAAACGCGUACGCGUUGUGCAUAGAUGGAAUCUGUAAAUGUCGGUCCGGCUUCGAAGAAGUGGACGGCAUCUGUUCCCCGUUGGAAUACCGCUGCCCGUUUGGCGAGCCACUGCGAAACGGCAACCAAGUGGUCGAAUGUGCCACCACCCGGUCAGUUGGGCCGACAACCGGGACGGUCGACGACUGUCCGCCUGGAAACAAAUGUUUCGAACACCUUCACUCUGAAAUCGACAACGGCCGACAGCAUGGUCACUGUUGUCCGAGCUUCACGCUGGACUUGAAGGUCAACGCGUGCCCCGUGGGCGAGCAGCACACAAAUGGCACAUGUCCCGAUCUGUCAAAGUUCCCCGCUGAUUUUCCUAUUCCAGUCGAGGCAAGGCGCACCUGUCCUUAUGGCAAUCACGACUGCGUUGGAAGUGCCUGUUGCCCUGAGCCGUGUCCCGCAUCGAACACCUUUUUCGAAGUGAAAGGUCUGUGCUACACUCGAGUGUUUCUGAACAAUGAAUGCACGAUGGACGGCGAAUGCUACCCCAACGCGAGAUGCGUGCAAAACGGAGGUUAG